AACUAGGAUAGUCAACUCAUAUAUACAUAUAAUCCACGUGUAAAGAUACUUGUGGCGUGGGGUUCCAUCUUUGUUAAUCCACACCAUUUUAUUUCUCAAUUACUCUAUAUAUAGUCCCCUAUGCUUCUCCCAUAAUUUCCAUCACACACAAAUAUCAACUUUCUCAUUACAAAUUUUUUUCUUGUCAUAUAGACUAUCUUCUUGUUAUUACAUAUAUUGUGUCAUUCGAAGCCGGAAAACUUAGCUAUACGAUGGCCGGUGGAGGGUUUUCUACCUCCGGUGCCGGAGGCACGCAUUUCGAGGCUAAGAUUACACCUAUUGUUAUUAUCUCUUGUAUUAUGGCUGCAACUGGAGGACUUAUGUUUGGUUAUGAUGUUGGAGUUUCUGGUGGCGUUACGUCAAUGGAACCAUUUCUUCAUAAAUUCUUUCCAACGGUAUACAAGAGAACAAAAGACCCAGGAUUAAACAGUAAUUACUGCAAGUAUGAUAAUCAAGGGCUACAAUUAUUUACAUCAUCCUUAUAUCUGGCUGGUUUAACAGCAACAUUUUUUGCAUCAUACACAACAAGAAAACUUGGUCGGAGAUUAACGAUGUUAAUCGCCGGUUUUUUUUUCAUUGCGGGAGUUGUACUAAAUGCUGCUGCUCAAGAUUUAGCUAUGCUUAUUAUUGGAAGGAUUCUACUUGGUUGUGGUGUUGGUUUUGCUAAUCAGGCUGUUCCACUAUUUUUAUCAGAAAUUGCACCUACAAGAAUUCGUGGAGGACUUAAUAUUUUGUUCCAACUUAACGUAACUAUUGGUAUUCUGUUCGCCAACCUCGUCAACUACGGAACAGACAAGAUAAGUGGAGGAUGGGGAUGGAGAUUAUCAUUAGGUUUAGCAGGUUUUCCAGCAGCGCUAUUAACGUUGGGUGCAUUAUUUGUGGUAGAUACACCAAACAGUUUGAUAGAAAGGGGUAGAUUGGAUGAAGGCAAACAAGUACUUAGAAAAAUACGAGGUACAGACAACAUUGAACCUGAAUUCUUGGAGCUUGUCGAAGCUAGUCGUAUUGCUAAAGAAGUCAAACACCCUUUCAGAAAUUUACUCCAACGUAAAAAUAGACCUCAAUUGAUUAUCUCUGUUGCCCUCCAGAUAUUCCAGCAAUUCACAGGAAUAAACGCCAUUAUGUUCUACGCACCUGUUUUAUUUUCAACACUAGGUUUCGGUAGCAGCGCAGCCCUUUACUCAGCCGUGAUCACCGGAGCUGUCAACGUUCUGUCCACCGUAGUCUCUGUCUACUCUGUCGACAAGCUAGGACGACGUGUCCUCCUCCUUGAAGCCGGGGUCCAGAUGUUGUUGUCCCAAGUAAUAAUAGCCAUAAUCCUAGGUAUCAAAGUAACGGACCAUUCGGACGACCUUAGUCAUGGUUGGGGAAUAUUUGUUGUGGUCAUGAUAUGCACCUACGUGUCCGCUUUCGCGUGGUCGUGGGGCCCGCUAGGAUGGUUAAUUCCUAGCGAGACGUUCCCGUUGGAGACGCGUUCGGCUGGGCAGAGUGUGACAGUGUGUGUUAACUUGCUGUUCACGUUUAUUAUGGCACAAGCAUUUUUGUCGAUGCUGUGUCAUUUCAAGUAUGGGAUAUUCUUGUUCUUUUCGGCGUGGAUUGUGGUGAUGUCGUUCUUUGUAUUCUUCUUGUUGCCUGAGACGAAGAAUAUUCCGAUCGAGGAGAUGACAGACAGGGUGUGGAAGCAACAUUGGUUGUGGAAGAGGUUCAUGGUUGAUGAAGAUGAAGAUGUUGAUGUUGUUAAGAAGAAUGGAUAUGCUAAUGGAUAUGAUCCUUCUUCUCGUUUGUAAAAAAUGAAGAACUAAGAUAUAAUACUAGAGUUGCGUGGAAAUAAGUCAACAGGCAAGAGACAAGAACUUACUGUUUAGCUGUAUGGAUAAGAGUAUCAAAAAAUAGGUGUGAUUUUGUUGUUCCUUUUCCCUCUAUAUCUUACCUAAUCCUCCUGUGAAAUUGGAUCAUAACUGUAGGUAUAUUAUAAUUUUGUGCAAGUCCUUUUUAUUAUUUUUUAAUGAAGCAAGAACUUUGAUGUUUAA
Molecule: messenger RNA, 2069 nt
Organism: Capsicum annuum
Lineage: Eukaryota; Viridiplantae; Streptophyta; Magnoliopsida; Solanales; Solanaceae
Product: sugar transport protein 13
Exons: 5
Coding region: 252-1826 (524 amino acids)
Biological process (GO): monosaccharide transmembrane transport
Cellular component (GO): membrane
Molecular function (GO): monosaccharide transmembrane transporter activity
Source: RefSeq, a predicted model, not a curated record